CGGCUGCAGGUUGGCUCCCAUCGCCGGAUUGCUCCCCGCCAGGCUCGCUCCCCGAGAAGCUAAGUGCUGGGAGUGAGAGGAAGGGGAUGGAACGCUGUUGAACUUUUACAUGGUGGUCUCAGCACUCUUGAGGGGUGAAAUUCACCUCGAUCGCCCAGGUGGGAAGGCUCCUUGCGAGCUCCAACAGUUGGGAGAGGUUGCCGCUUACAUGUAGGCGAAAGGACUCCUGUGGAAGAUGGAACCCUAUGCCUGUUUUCCAGAGUGUGUUUCCAGACCCAUCAAUGAAACAUGCUGCUGCUGCUCUGUGUUGAAAUGCUUGAAGAGCAUCCUGUUAAUCUACCGGCGCCUUCCAUCCUACUGAAACCAUGGUCUUCUCCGCGGUGUUGACUGCGUCCCAUGCUGGGGCCACCAACACAACGUUCGUAGUCUAUGAAAACGCGUACAUGAAUACUACGGUCCCUCCACCAUUCCAGCAUCCUGGCUUCGGUCCGCUGCUUAGAUACAGUCUUGAAACUCUGGCUCCCACUGGGAUGAGUUCCUGGACAGCGAAUAGCACAGCUGUACCCCCAACACCAGCAGCUUAUAAGAGCCUAAACUUGCCUCUCCAGGUCAUCCUCUCUGCUCUAAUGAUAUUUAUUCUGUUCGUGUCUUUUCUUGGGAACUUGGUGGUUUGCCUCAUGGUUUACCGGAAAGCUGCCAUGCGAUCUGCCAUUAACAUCCUCCUGGCCAGCCUGGCGUUUGCAGACAUGUCGCUAGCAGUGCUGAAUAUGCCCUUUGCCUUGGUAACUAUUCUUACUACCAGGUGGAUUUUUGGGAAAUUCUUCUGUAGGGUAUCUGCUAUGUUUUUCUGGUUGUUUGUGAUAGAGGGAGUAGCCAUCCUGCUCAUCAUUAGCAUCGAUAGGUUCCUUAUUAUAGUCCAGAGGCAGGAUAAGCUAAAUCCGUACAGGGCCAAGGUUCUGAUUGCAGUUUCCUGGGCAACUUCCUUUUGUGUAGCUUUUCCUUUGGCUGUAGGAAACCCAGACCUACAGAUACCUUCCCGAGCCCCCCAGUGUGUGUUUGGGUACACAACUAGUCCGAGUUACCAGGCUUAUGUGGUUCUGAUUUCUCUCAUUUCUUUCUUUAUACCCUUCCUGGUGAUACUGUAUGCGUUUAUGGGCAUACUCAACACGCUUCGGCACAACGCCUUGAGGAUCCACAGCUACCCUGAGGGCAUAUGCCUCCGCCAGGCCAGCAAACUGGGUCUCAUGAGUCUCCAGAGGCCCUUCCAGAUGAGCAUCGACAUGGGCUUUAAAACGCGUGCCUUUACCACCAUUUUGAUUCUCUUUGUUGUUUUCAUUGUCUGCUGGGCCCCAUUCACCACCUACAGCCUUGUGGCGACGUUCAGUGAGCACUUUUACUAUAAGCACAACUUUUUUGAGAUUAGCACCUGGCUACUUUGGCUCUGCUACCUCAAGUCUGCAUUGAACCCACUGAUUUACUACUGGAGGAUUAAGAAAUUCCAUGACGCCUGCCUGGACAUGCUGCCUAAGUCCUUCAAAUUUUUGCCACGGCUCCCUGGUCACACAAGGCGCCGGAUACGCCCCAGUGCUGUCUACGUGUGUGGGGAACAUCGGACGGUAGUGUGAAUAUUGGAACUGACUGACAUGUUGGGUGAUGGUUGUUCUUUAUCUGACUUUGAAUUUUCUUUCACAUGGCUUCUCCACUUACACUGCAUUGUUUUUUGUUCUUUUUUAAAAUAGGGGUGUGAGUGUGUGUGUGUGUGUGUGUGUGUGUGUGUGUGUGUGUGUGUGUGCAGUGUAAAGAAAGAAUUGUGGCUAGUUAUAAUUCUGUUACCCAGGAUACACAAUAUGGAAGUGAUUACAAAUGUUACCUCCAGGGUUCAAGAGAAAUUCUAGGUUUAGGCUGGGGAGAUGGGUUUUUGUUCUUUGAUUGCCUUUGUUUUUGAAGCAGGAAUCAGGAUUGGGCUUUAUUGAGCCUGCAGUUACACUGAAUUGUAGGUGUUUUGUAUGCUGCUAAGGGAUGGUUAAA
Molecule: messenger RNA, 2028 nt
Organism: Hipposideros armiger (great roundleaf bat)
Lineage: Eukaryota; Metazoa; Chordata; Mammalia; Chiroptera; Hipposideridae
Gene: GPR63
Product: G protein-coupled receptor 63
Exons: 2
Coding region: 366-1625 (419 amino acids)
Biological process (GO): G protein-coupled receptor signaling pathway
Cellular component (GO): membrane
Molecular function (GO): G protein-coupled receptor activity
Source: RefSeq, a predicted model, not a curated record